AUGUCCAAACACUUUCCGGCUAUCAGUCUAUACCCAAACAUUUUCCGGCUGAUUGUCUGUGUCCAUCCUUAUUUUGGUUGCUUGUCUAUGUCCAAACACUUUCCGGCUAUCAGUCUAUACCCAAACAUUUUCCGGCUGAUUGUCUGUGUCCAUCCUUAUUUUGGUUACUUGUCUAUGUCCAAACACUUUCCCGGCUUUUUCAGUCUAUACCCAAACAUUUUCCGGCUGAUUGUCUGUGUCCAUCCUUAUUUUGGUUGCUUGUCUAUGUCCAAACACUUUCCGGCUUUCAGUCUAUACCCAAACAUUUUCCGGCUGAUUAUCUGUGUCCAUCCUUAUUUUUGGCUGCUUGUGUAUGUCCAAACACUUUCCGGCUAUCAGUCUAUACCCAAACAUUUUCCGGCUGAUUGUCUGUGUCCAUCCUUAUUUUGGUUACUUGUAUGUCCAAACCCUUUCCGGCUUUCAGUCUAUACCCAAACAUUUUCCGGCUGA
Messenger RNA from Acanthosepion pharaonis, 489 nucleotides. Lineage: Eukaryota; Metazoa; Mollusca; Cephalopoda; Sepiida; Sepiidae. The record is from the annotation of a GenBank genome assembly.